CGACGCGGAGGAUAAAACGCCGAAGGCCCAGCGAGCUCGCAAAGCAGGCAACUACUUCGUUUUUGAUGGUAUCUCUCAUGGCACGUCGUGAGGGAGUUUCACUACUUGUGGUUUUCCUGGCUGCCGCUGUGUUCGUGAGCUGCGAUGCAACGAUCUGUGUGCUGUGCACGUGCAGCGGCACCGGCGGAGCGACCAAGUCCGUCUCCUGCACUCACAUGAGCAUGGAUAUGUAUAGGGUACCGGGCGAUGUGCCCUCCACCACCGAGCUACUGUGAGUAGUAAAUACAUUUGGUAGCGCAGGAGGCCACUAUGAAUAAAGAAGACUGUAAGUGUUGGAGUUGGCGUCAUUUCGAAGCCCGUUGCGAGUUGAUGAUGCGACGGCUGUAGCCUAGCCCCAGCCGCGCGUCAUGAAUGCGUAGCUCCCGGAGCUCCCUAAUAAUGAAAUGCUAAGUGCUGGUUGUUUGUGCCAUUAGCCACUGGAUACACAUUUGGCUUGCAACCAUCAAUUCCUAGAAGUGAUAUUCAUACUGAUAAUUAUUCGCUCUCUUCUGCACAGAGAUCUGAGUGGUCAUAGCAUCAAAAGUAUUGAAAGAAACGAUUUCUCCAACCUUCCAUCUCUGGUCAACCUGUCACUGGCUGGGAAUGAGAUCAACUCCGUGGGUCUGUAUACAUUCUCUGACCUCCUCAACCUCCGCACACUGGAUAUCCAUGGCAACCACAUUACUUCAGUUGCUAGAGGAGCAUUCUCAGGCCUGGCCAAGUUGGAAAAACUUGAUCUCCGUGGUAAUGACAUCACGCGAGUCUCCAGGGAAACGUUUGCAGGUCUCCCAGCCCUUACUACUCUCAACCUCGCUAACAACCCUCUGUAUUGUGACUGUGGAGUUGGUUGGAUGGUGUCGGCCUCGUCUUUCCCUCCUCUGCACUCCUCAUCUUCCUCUCCCCCCACUUGCGCCAGACCCUCCCAGCUCGCUGGUCGCCGUGUCGACAGUUUGUCUCUGGAUGAGAUAGGCUGUGUUGUACCUCAAGUGACAGCAGUUGCGACCACCAUCGCUGUGUUCAAAGGAGAGAGGGUUGUUCUGUCGUGUUCUGUUACUGGAGCUUCUGAGUCUGACAUCGUGUGGUACUACAAUGGACAGAUGGUAACCGAUGGAGACCAGUUGCUAGGCAAUGGGUCCCUGUUGAUCAGUCAGAUGACAGCAGAGGGUGCGGGACAGUACACAUGUGUCUCCUCCAACAUGGCAGGCAGUGGGAAUGCCACCAUUUCUGUCACCUACCUCGGAACAGUGAGGCCGAGGGUUAGCAUUCCUCCCAGCCACGUACAUGCCUUCACGGGAGAGAAUGUGGUGCUGCGGUGUGUUGGUGACCAGCGAACCGUCUCCUACCACUGGUACAAGGAUGGCCAGCCGCUGGAAACCUCUGACCGUGUUGCCGUGGUAACAGGGGUUGGUCUGAACAUUUCCCACGUCACCAUGGACGACUCGGGGGUCUACAGCUGUGUUGUCAUGGGAAUAGAAGGCUCCUCCGAGGCGUCAGCACAGCUGAGUGUGACUGGAGCUCUCAUCUCAUGUGAAGGAGUUAUAGAUGCCACUGCAGUUGGUAACAUCCGCUCAAUGGUCAUGUUUGCCUUCAACCACUCCUCUAUAAACAACGUAUCCAGUCCUCACCAGUUGCUACGGCGACUCAAACUUCCCGACGAUGCUAGCAUCGAGCUCCUGCUUGCCGCGGACGUCUUCCAACAGGCACUGGACGCUGCACGGAGCAGUCACCAAGGAGAGAGUGAGGGCGGGGUACCAGCACUAUCAGACUGUGAAAUCACACUGUUGGCUGAGCUGUCUGGUUGUCUUGAGCACAGCCCCACCCCCCACUGCUCUGACGUCUGUCACCAUAGUCGCUACCGCUCAGUGGACGGGUCGUGUAACAACUGGGCCCAGCCGGCAUGGGGUACAGCUGACACUCCGUUCCACAGACUACUGGCUCCGGUGUAUGAGGACGGACUGGGCCUGCCUGUGGGGUGGUCUGGGGGAAUGCCUAGUGCCAGGACCAUCAGCCAGAGGGUCAUUAGGUCACACAACGUGGAGCCUGAUACCGACGUCACACACAUGCUCAUGCAGUUUGGGCAGUUCCUGGACCAUGAUCUGGACCUGGCUCCUGGCACACCUGCAGACUCCUCCUUCACGUCUGGUGCCAUGUGUGACACCGAAUGCUCCAACAGCGCCCCCUGUUUCCCUAUCGUCAUAGAGACCGGUGACCCACGGAUUUCUGCCCAGUGCAUGCCAUUCACCAGGUCGGGGGGGGUGUGUGGCUCCGGGGGGUCAUCUCUCCUUGUCGGCUCUGCCGCCUUCUAUCGCGAGCAGCUCAAUGGGAUCACCUCAUUCAUUGAUGGUUCUCAGAUCUACGGCAGUUCAGAGGAACAUGCGGAGAGACUGAGAGAUCCUGCCAGACAAGGAUGGCUCCUGGAGGGUGUGGCCACAUCGUCAGGGAAACCAUUCCUGCCUUUUGACACCUUCUCUCUCAUUGAAUGCAGUACCGGCAUCCAUUCUGGACGCAGUCAGUGCUUCCUAGCUGGUGAUGUGAGAGCCAAUGAACAGGUUGGCCUGACAGCGAUGCACACAUUAUUCUUCAGGGAACACAACAGAGUGGCCUCCUACCUUAGUCACCUCAACCCUCACUGGAACCAAGAGACCAUCUUCCAGGAGUCUCGCAGGGUGGUCAUUGCUGAGUGGCAGAACAUUGCUUAUUCCGAAUACCUUCCAACAAUUCUUGGGCCCUCCGGACUUGGAGAUUACCAUGGUUAUGACCCCAAUGUGAACCCAACAAUAGCGAAUGCGUUUGCGACGGCGGCGUACAGGUUUGGGCACGGCCAGAUCCUGCCGUUCUUCAAUCGACUGAACACCAGCUACCAGCCAGAACCAUAUGGCCCACUGCAACUGAGGCAUGCUUUCUUUGCUCCACACCGACUACUGGAGGAGGGAGGGAUUGACCCUCUGCUGCGGGGCUUCUUGGCCACUCCGGGGAAGAAGAGAGCUCCUCAUUCUGGUCUCAACUCAAACCUGACGGAGGCUCUCUUUGAACAGGCACAUAACAUUAGUCUUGAUCUGGCAGCUCUCAACAUACAGAGAGGCAGGGACCACGGCCUUCCCUCGUACGUCCAGUGGAGACAGUUCUGCAACCUACAGACUGAUGAUCCACUAGCUGACAUUAGGAAUGCAACGGUGAGAAGGCAGCUGUUGGAAGUGUAUGGAGAAGAGGUAGACAAAAUAGAUCUCUGGGUUGGGGGUCUGCUGGAGUCCGUCGAGACGGGGGCUCAACUUGGACCAACCUUCUCCUGCAUCAUCUCCAACCAGUUCCAGAGACUCAGAGCUGGAGACAGGUUCUGGUACGAGAGAGGAGGCCAGUUCACUCCGGACCAACUUGUAACCCUCAAGAGAGCAUCUCUCGCAAGGAUCAUCUGUGACAAUGCUGACAACAUAACUCAGGUCCCAAGGCAGGCCUUUUCCCUGCAGCCAGUGGCUCAGUUUUCAGCCUGCAGUGACCUCCCUGUGGUCGACCUCAACCUCUGGACUGAAUGUGACGAUCCUGGCCCCAGAGUCGAGAGGAGGUCGAUUAUCAUGUCGUCAAUGGAGGAGGAAGUGAGAGAACUCAGAGCUGCAGUCGCGAGUCUCCAGAACUCUGUCUUGACAUGUGUGAUGAAUGGAGAGAGGUAUGUUAACAUGGAGGAAUGGGACAUGGGGCCGUGCACCCACUGCUCCUGUCAGAAUGGUGCAGUGGCAUGCAGUGAGAGGUCCUGCUGAUCAUCCACAUGGAGGGACUUUCAUCAUAUAUACUUGUGCUGUUCUCUAUCAUUCUCAUAUUAUUUUUACACUAUGCAAACCAGAGACCAGUAGCAUAGAACUGACGUGCUUGCUUUAGAGCGAGGUGAUAUCAAAGCUGCACUAAGCCUACUAUUGUUUUAGGAAGAGAAUGAG
Geodia barretti is the source of this 3965-nucleotide messenger RNA. NCBI's taxonomy places the organism in Eukaryota, Metazoa, Porifera, Demospongiae, Tetractinellida, Geodiidae. The record is from the annotation of a GenBank genome assembly.